This is a messenger RNA of Saitoella complicata NRRL Y-17804, 1410 nucleotides long. RefSeq names its product T-complex 11. Lineage: Eukaryota; Fungi; Ascomycota; Saitoellomycetes; Saitoellales; Saitoellaceae. The record is from RefSeq and is a predicted model, not a curated record. The transcript is spliced from 2 exons. The annotation marks the transcript as partial.
CCUUCGACGACUCGUCUGACUCACGUAUACCCACCUGCGCCUUUGCCACCCAUCACGCAGACCACUCUUCACGAACUAGAGUUGAGCGAGAUCUUGAAGAAUGUUCAGUUGAGGCACGAUAUCGUGCAUGACCCCAAUUUGCAGUUCAGGCCGAACUACGAUGGUGAGCGUGGAAUGCAGAAGAGGCUCGCUGCGGAUAAGUACUGGAGGAGUCUUGGGCGGGAGAUCGAGAGGAUCAUCAUCCGUGCCUCCAACCACGGAAAGCCCAGCAAGUUGCCUGGAAUGUUCACCGGGAUGCGCAACAUCUUGGCUGGCUUGCUCCCGGCCGAGGACCGCGCCUCCGUCAGUCAAGUCCUGGACCCCGCCCUUCUCGAGCAGCAGCUGAGGCAUCACUGUGUCGACUUUACCGCCUUGGCCGACUACCUCGGAAAUGUGAUGCGUAAGCACUGUGCGCCUAUGCGCGAUACCCCCAUCGACAACAUGGUCAAGCACUUUUCCCAAGCUAAGACGAGCGUACAAUACGUUCAAGGCCUCCAAAUGGUCUUUGAGUUAUUGGAGGCGAUGAAGCUCGAUGUUGCGAAUCAUCAGUUGAGGCUGUUGAGGGGACAUCUGUUGGAGAGUGUUGUUGAUGUCGAGAGGAGGUAUUGGGCGGAUCGGGUUGAGAGGGGAAGAUGUGAUGUUGUUAAGGUUGUGGAGUGGGUUCGGGAAGGUGCGGAGAAGAUCCCUAAGACGACCAAGGGCAACUUGGACUGGAUUACGGGCUUCGUGAGGAGUUUUGCGGAUUUGUUGCCCAUUGGUGCGGCUACGGCGAAGACUGCUCCCAACGGUGGCAAUGCCUGGACUUUGGAGAAGUUCCCGCAGACUUUGGCUUUUGACUAUGAGCGUGUGUGGAAGUUGAGGGAGGAUUUGAGGGAUGUUGUCAGCGUCACUCUUUGUCUUCUCUUGUUCCGCCAGCUCGUUGGUGCGCAGAACGCAAGCAAAAUCACUGAGGAGGUCGUGGCUUCUUUGAAGCAUGAACUCUGGGUCAUUCUUGCGGUUGGGCCUAGUGAGGGUAGAUGGGCCAGGACUGCCAGUGCUGUUGCAUUGCAGAUCGCGAAGAGGGCCGUUGAGUUCCGCGAGGGCAAGACGGAAGCUCAUCCUUCUACUUCUGAGGUCACGGUUGCUGAGAACUGGAUCAAGAAGAACGUUCUCUAUGAGUCCAACAAGCCUUCGGACAUCUAUAAGAUGGUUGAGAGGCGUAUCUUGGACAGUACUUUCGUUACCGUUGCUGCGCAGAUCAAGUCUGCCUAUACUACGGGCACGAAGACGAAGGAUGCUGUUACCGAGCUCGUCUGCUUUGCGGAGAGGAUUACGAAGAUUGCUGGGUUUCAUUGGGGUGUGCAUGGUGCUUGGUACGUCGAGUGGGCGAAG